AUGACUUUUACAAUUAGACCCAUUGAAGAGAAAGACAAACAAGAAUGGUUAAACCUUUGGAGUGGACCCGGUGGAUACAUUGAGUUUUACAAGUCUUUAGAUAAGAUUACCCCGGAGAUCUCAGAAACAACUUUCUCUAGAUUUCUUGAUCCAACAGAGCCCGUUUACUCCAUUGUUGCUGUCGACGACUCCGAUGGUAAGGUUAUCGGAUUUGCUAAUUAUUUAACCCACAGAAAUACCUGGACAAUCGAAAAUGCCCUUUAUCUUAACGAUUUGUUUGUUUGCUCCGAAAAUAGAUUGCACGGUGUGGGAAGAAAAUUAAUUGAGUACGUGUACGAUGAAUGUGACAGAAUGAAUUGCAAGAAAUGUUAUUGGAGUACCCAGUUUGAAAACCAUAGAGCUCAAUUGUUGUACACCAAAGUUGGGGUCAAAAGUGGAUUCUUAUUAUACAGACGUCCAUAG
Candida tropicalis MYA-3404 is the source of this 462-nucleotide messenger RNA. RefSeq names its product D-amino-acid N-acetyltransferase (gene HPA2). The record is from RefSeq and is a predicted model, not a curated record. The transcript has a single exon. Gene Ontology annotation, biological process: protein acetylation. Gene Ontology annotation, molecular function: N-acetyltransferase activity. Gene Ontology annotation, cellular component: cytoplasm. Bases 1 to 462 code for a protein of 153 amino acids. Lineage: Eukaryota; Fungi; Ascomycota; Pichiomycetes; Serinales; Debaryomycetaceae.